Molecule: messenger RNA, 915 nt
Organism: Pimephales promelas (fathead minnow)
Lineage: Eukaryota; Metazoa; Chordata; Actinopteri; Cypriniformes; Leuciscidae
Source: RefSeq, a predicted model, not a curated record
GCUAAUAUCUGCCUGAUCCAGUCACUCACUGAAACUUCAGGGUCAGCUAGCAGGCGGUUCCUGUGUACAACGGGGUUUGCAAAAGGGUGACAUGAAAGAAGGAAACUAGUUGUUUGAGAAAGAAAGAACACUGAAGAAGAGAGGCAAGAUAAUCUGCAGUAGGGAAGGAGCCACACCAUUUUACAGUGGAAAGAGAUGGAGUACAAAGUUACCGUGGCCACCGGGACCUCGGAGUAUUCAGGAACCAAUAACUAUGUGUACAUAACUCUGGUUGGAGAGAGAGGAGAGAGUGAGAGAACCGUGCUGGACAAUCCAGGCCUAGACUUCUGUAGAGGAGCGGAGGAUGAUUACACGGUUAGCAGCGCAGCUGAUUUGGGUCCCCUGAUACUGGUGCGACUGGAAAAGCAGAAGUACUGGGUGGAGGAUAACUGGUUCUGCCGAUAUGUGAAAGUCCGUGUUCCUGGAGAAAGAUGCAUCUAUACUUUUCCAUGUUACCGCUGGCUAGUGGGAGAUGGAGUGGUAGUAGAGCUCAGAGAAGGCACAGCCAAAAAGCUGAGUGACGACACCUUGCCACUGGAGAUAGCUCACAGAAAGUCAGAGCUUCAGGAGAGGCAGAAAGUUUACAGAUGGCUUGCAUGGGCCCCCGGCAUUCCAAAAUGCAUUGAUGCCAAGUCAGAGGCCGAUCUCCCCCAGGACGUUCGCUUCGACAAUGAGAAACGCAGUGACUUUGUGGGAUCCCUUCACUAUGCGCUUUUGGAGCUCUCUCUGAAAAAACUGGCAAUCAAGUUCGGGAAGUCGUGGAAUGACCUGGACGAUUUCAAAAGGAUCUUCUGGAAGCUAAGAAGUCCUAUAGCUGGUAACAACAAUUUUUAUACGUUUUCGGUUGCAGCCCAUACGUAAUGCAUUUGUAAAAUA